UGAGGAGUAACCGUUGGCGGCGUUAAUGCUGGUUUCUCGCGGCUCAACACAACCUCACCUAUUUCUCUCCCGUUGAGCAGAACGCGGGCACCGCAGCAGACAUGUUCACCCCCCGAGCCGCCCCGAGCUCCGGCCGCCGGCAGCAGGGCAGGACCACCGGGAGGAAGAGUGUCUCCGGUGCGGCCACCAGUCUGCUGUUCUCCUCCCCGCGCAGGACCGGGCUGUCGGCGAGGUCCACGCCCACCAGAGCGCAGAGCCAUUCGGCUGCAGACUCGAUCAACUACGACGUGCAAACCUUCGGCUCGUCGCUGCCGGUCAAAGUGAUGGAGGCGCUGACGACGGCCGACGUCGACGACCAGAUCUCGGUGAAGGUGAAGGAGAGCGGCUGGGCCUGGAUGGUUUGUGGCGAGCGGCUGAUCAUCUGGAAGAUCUGCCAGACCGCGGUGGCCAAGCUGUCGGUGUGUAAGGAGCUGCAGCUGCCCGCCAGCGAGUACAACUACACGGCCGACCUGGUGGCCGUGUCGUCCGCCGCUCCGCUGGAGACGGCCCCCGUCCAGUCCAUCUCCGUCCUGGCCGUGGCGGCGGAGGGGACGGCCCGCCUGUGGACCAGCUUGGCCCAGGAGGGCAACUACACGGAGACGGACGUGGACCUGGGAGACCUCUGCAACUUUGUGGUUGCCGUCUCUGGCCAAAGCUUCAUCCUGUCCUCGAUGAAGAGUCGGCUGUUGAGAGCGAGUGCCGAUUCCUCGGGGAAGCUGCAGUGCCGAGCCCUGCAGCAGGGUCAGGGCGUGCUCUCCGGCAUCGGGCGCCGCGUCUCCAGCCUGUUCGGCAUCCUCUCGCCGCCAGCCAACGACACCCUGCACAGCGUGCUCUGGGUGGGCGGAGCCAGCUGCCUCUACACGCUGACCAGCUCCAGUCUGAGCAAGUGGGAGCUGGACGACAGCUGGGAGCACCAGGUCCUCAGCUGGGACGCCCAGCGGCCACUGACCGACGGCAUCACCGACGCCAUCUGGGGGUCAGAGAGCGACUACGAGGAGCUGAAGGAGGGAGCGAAUGUGACCUAUCUGGAUAUGAAGCUCAGCCAAGCCGGUCUGGUGGUUUUGGCUGCAGCCUGGAACCCGUCGGACUCUCCCUGCCUGGCCUACUUCUGCCUCGUCACCCUGCAGGACAACGGAGCCGCCAUCGCCGACCAGUUCACCGUGGAGGUCACCAAGUACAACCCCCCAUUCCAGAGCGAGGAGGCUCUGCAGACCACUCGGCUAGCGCUGCCGCACCGGCCCGGCUCCACGGCCUUCCUGUACAACGAGGAGCUGGUGUUCGCUUGCUCCACGGGAACCGGCAGGGGGGGGGGGCUCCCCGACGAGAGAAUCAGCUUCAGCUCACCCGGUGACGGUGUUCGUGGAGGCGGCUGCUGCGCCGACCUGCCCGUGUUCUUCUCCCAGAACAGCGGCCUGGUGGCGGUGGUGGCCCGGGAGAGCGCCUCCAUCCUGCCGGAGAUGAUGGAGGACUCCCUGUUCUCCGCGCUGGAGGCGGGGCCAGAGGUUUCGGUGAUGGAGACUCCGACCAGAGGAGAGCCCGUCGCUCAGGAGGACAAAACACGACUCCUGAAGUCUGCUUUCCUGCAGUUCUGCCGGAACGAUCUGGUGGGCGCUCAGACGGUCACGGACGAGCUCUUCCCCGCCGACGCCGACGGCGACGGGGAAGAUGGCGCCGAGCUGGACGCCAUGGUGAUCCGAAUCAACCUGGACCUGGUGGACGAUUACCCGGCUUCAGACCCCCGCUGGGCCGAGUCCGUCCCCGACGAGAGCGCCGGCUUCCCUCUCACCUCCCUCAUCAUCCUCCACCAGCUGGAGGACAAGAUGAAGGCCCACGGCUGCUUCAUGAACUUCCUGCUCCAGGUGGGUCUGCUGCACCGCCUCGGCCACUCGACGGUGCGCUCCUCCGUCAUGGCGACGCGCCUGCUGCUGUGCGAACACGCCGAGAAGCUUCAGGCGGCGAUGGUGCUGAAGAACCACCACGCCAAGCGCGGCGAGCUGGUGAACCGGGCCAUCGGCAUCGCGCUGCAGAGGAGCGGCGCCGCCAUCCCGCCCAGCCUCACGGCCGCCGACGUCUUCUUCAGAGAGGUGUCUCAGAUCUCCUCGGUGUUCGACUGUCUGCUGGACGAGGAGGAGCGGAGUCUGAAGGAGAACCCGGUGGACUCGGUGCAGUGGGCCGAAGCGGUUCUGUCCGUCAACAACAUCAUCAAAGACAUGCUGCAGGCUGCUGGUCAGUACAGGGAGACGAAGGCCUUCAUGUACAGAGCGUCUGAAAGCUCUGCCGUGGAGCCGGAGUACGUCCCGUGGACAGCGUCGGGCGGCGCCGGCGUCCGCUCCGUCAUCUCCCGCCAGCACGAGAUCGUCCUGCGCUCGGUUUACCCGCACGCCGACUCGGAGCUGCGCAGCGCCCUCUGCGAGCAGCUGGUGGCGCUGUUGGACAUCUACCUGGGCGGCUACGUGGCCCAGCUGACCUCCCUGCAGCAGCAGAGGCCCCCGGGGGCCCAGCAGGAGCGCUACAACAGCCUGGAGAUGGAGUACGGCCAGCGGCGCUCCGAGCUGCUCGCCCCGCUCUUGGAGCUGGGUCAGUACGAGUGGGUGGCGGCGCUGGCUGAGAAGUACUGUGACUUUGACAUCCUGGUUCAGAUGUGUGAGCAGACCGACAACCAGAGCCGGCUGCAGCACUACAUGGCCAAGUUCGCCGACCAGAACUUUGCUGACUUCUUGUUCCGCUGGUACAUGGAGAAGGGGAAGAGGGGGAAGCUGCUGUCCCAGCCGGCCGCGCAGCACCAGCAGCUGGCCAGCUUCCUGCAGUCACACCAGCACCUGAGCUGGCUGCACCACAUCCACGUCCACGACUACUGCAGUGCCAACCGGACGCUCUACGGUCAGGCCAACAUGGAGACGCGCUACUUCGUGAAGAAGAAGACGCUGCUGGCGCUCAGUAAGCUGACGCUGCUCGCCUCCGACCUGCCGGAGGACCAACUCGACAAACAAGUCAAUGACAUCGUGGAGCAGGAGCGCUUCCUGCUGCACCAGGAGACUCUUCCCCGGCAGCUGCUGGAGGAGAAGCAGCAGAACCCCGACACCAUGCCGCUGCUCAGCGCGCACGACCUCAUACAGCUGUACAUCUGCGACGACAACAGGCGAGCCAACGAGUACGACUUCAAAAAGGCUCUGGAGCUGCUGCCCUACAUCACCGAGGAGGAAGCCGUGGACAUCGACUCGCUGAAGCGUGAGAUCUUCGGCAAAGUGCUCAGGAGAGACGCCUGGUCCUCGGAUGACGGGACCGACGACCCUCUGGAAGCCGCCAAGGACAGCAUCUUUGUCAAGAUCCUCCUCAAACUCAUCCAGGAAGGAGUUCCUCUGCAGACGUACCUGCCGGACGUCAAAGAUCUGCUGGAGUUGGACGAUCUGAGCAGUUUGAAAUCCAAACCCUAUUUUGCAUUUGUCCUUCAGGCUAAUUAUGAGCAUUACCUGGAGGUCCAGAUGUGACGACCUUUUGCACUUCGGCUUUCAUUCGCGUUCCAGUAAUUUUCAAUAUUUGUUUGAAUGUUUCUCAAUAAAUGUGUUAUUUCUCUA
This is a messenger RNA of Pseudoliparis swirei, 3614 nucleotides long. It is a transcript of the gene nup133, whose product is annotated as nucleoporin 133. The transcript is spliced from 25 exons. The record is from RefSeq and is a predicted model, not a curated record. NCBI's taxonomy places the organism in Eukaryota, Metazoa, Chordata, Actinopteri, Perciformes, Liparidae. Gene Ontology annotation, molecular function: structural constituent of nuclear pore; protein binding. Gene Ontology annotation, cellular component: nuclear pore outer ring. Gene Ontology annotation, biological process: protein import into nucleus; poly(A)+ mRNA export from nucleus; transcription-dependent tethering of RNA polymerase II gene DNA at nuclear periphery. Bases 102 to 3527 code for a protein of 1141 amino acids.